This is a messenger RNA of Effrenium voratum, 1743 nucleotides long. The record is from the annotation of a GenBank genome assembly. NCBI's taxonomy places the organism in Eukaryota, Dinophyceae, Suessiales, Symbiodiniaceae.
AUGGAGUUGGUUGAAAUGCUGGCGCCGGCUGCCGUGGCUGAGGCGAGGGCCUUUGUCAACCCUUGCGUGCGGCAGACUGCUGCUAGAGCGCCGGUUCGCACUCAGCAGCGCUUGCCAGGCAGUGCCACUCUUCAGAGUUGCGCUCUUCCCCUGGCAGCGGCAACUCUCUUCUCGGCGUCGCGGCGCCGCAAGACCAGACUCGCGGCGAGGCAGGUGUCUCAGGCAGCUCCUGCCGGCUCCGCAGCGGCGUGGCGGGAGAGGCAUUGGUUCCCCAUUGCCUCCACGCUGGAGCUGGACCCUCAGCGUCCCACCCCAGUGCGCCUGGAUGGCUUGGACUUGGUGGUGUGGAAGGUGCCCGGCAAAACAGAGGAGGACGGCUGGCAGGUGAUGGCAGACGCCUGCGCGCACCGCCUGGCGCCCUUGUCUGAGGGCCGGAUCGAGCCAAAGACGGGCUGCUUGCAGUGCGCUUAUCACGGCUGGGAGUUCAAUUCGCAGGGAAACUGCCAGCGCAUCCCGCAAGUGGAGGAGGCUGCAGCUCAGAAGAUGCGUGAGAGCCCUUGCUCUCAGGUGCCCUCCUUCCCCACGAGGCUUGCCUUGAAAAUGGUCUGGGUUUGGUUGGGCGAGGGCGGCCCCAAGGGCCAUCCGCUGGAUGUAGUCCAAGGCACGCACCUGGAGUCUGAGUUUGAAAUUGUCGGCACCUACACUCGGGACCUACCUUAUGGCUAUGACAGCCUUGUUGAGAACCUGAUCGAUGUCUCGCAUGUGCCAUUUGCGCAUCAUGGUUUGCAAGGCACUCGGGAUGAUGCAGCUCCAGUGUCAAUGACUAUUCCUGAGAUGAAAGGCUCAGACCAGCAAGGUGACCUCUUGAACUUCACUUUCUGGGAUCGCACAAUGCGCAUGCGUCGUGAGGCCCAGUUCUUCUUGAGAUCGCCCUUUUUCUUCUUCUACUUGGGAGAGUUCCUGGGCGACAAGGACAACGAAGAAUACAAACAGUUCACAGCGCGGCGCGGUGCAGAUCCUGAUGGCAAGCCCCGGUUUCGCCUGAACUGCGCCUGCGUGCCUGUGGCGCCGGGCUGGUCACGGCUGAUCCUUUGCGAUGCAAGUGUGCCAGGAACUGGUGGCGUCCGCAGCCAGAUUCCUCCGUGGGUCAUCCAUUUGCUGUCCAACAGAUUUCUGGACAGCGACCUGGCCUUUCUGCACCAUCAGGAGCGGAAGCUCCGGCAAGGGCCUGAUGGUUGCACGGCCUGGAACAAGGCUUACUACAUGCCAGGUGAGGCUGACCGUAGCAUCAGCGCUUGGCGGCAAUGGCUAUCCAAGGAAGGAGCUCGAUGUGUUGACCCCAAGGUCAAGCUGCCAGCUUCUCCUUUGUCGCGGGAGCAUCUGCUGAACCGCUGGGAGCAGCACUCGGCCAGCUGCAAGCACUGCCGCCAGGCCAUGGAGAACCUGGAGCUGGCGCAGACGGGCCUCUGCGGGCUCUUCCUACUGGCGCUGGGCGCGGGGCAGCUGCAAAUCACAGCCCUGUGCCUCCCCGCAGAGUUGGUGGCGGCUGCUGGGGUGGGGGGCAUUGAGCUUCUGAAGCAGGAGCUGCGCUUGCGGCAGGCCAUGACGGAGUUCAGUUCCAACCUUCCGACCAUCUGGGCCGCCGCCCACCAAGGCCCACCGUCCUCACACAAGCUGGACUACCCGCGUCGCCAGGCUGAGUGCGCGGCUUCCCAGAGUGGCAAGGUCAUUGCUGGGAACUGA